AUGUCGCGUGAGAGUGGUGGCAGCUUCUGGAACCUGACCCUUGAAAUCGGUCGAAUGCAGGGCUACCUACGUCCUGGGACGCUUCUGCAGCAUCCAUCCAACAAACGCGGGGUCUUCACCAAUGCGACCAUCCCGAACCGCAUCCAGCCCACCCUCUAAGAACCCUUAUCCACACCACUGGCACCCACACCCAACGAUCAAACCCCAUCUCUCGAUGUUCGCAGAACUGUUGGGAAACCCCUAACACCUCCCGCACACCUUCGCAUAAUUUUCUCGUAAAAACUAAAUAAUCAAGAUGUUGCCAGGUAUGACGUCACUCUUACACACCCACGCAUCCUGCAUCCUGCCUCAUCCCGCAUCGACGAUGACUGCAAUCGACAGCACGAAAACGAACAAGCCCGAUGUGGUGAUGUGUGGCAGAAGCGAAGGGCCAGGGGUGAUGUGGCUGCGCGAAAUGUCUCGAGGAAGAAUGGUGGGUCGUGCAAAUGUGGAGUGCGUAGGAGCCAGGUUUGGUGAAGGGCUGAUCGUAGAGCGUGAUGUCGAUGCGAGAGGACUAGGUGCAGGGGUGCUCGGAUCGGCCGGCAGGGCGCGAGCCAUUGGGUUUUUUUCGGUGGCCGCGCGAUGUGGCUGGUGAGUUUGGGUAUUAUUCACGACUAGGUAUUAGAUCAAAGGGGCAUGCGGUGAGGAUGUUGUGGCAGCAGUGGAUUGAUCAGUGGAGUGAAAAAAUGGAUUUACUUGUGAGAGCAAAGUGCUACGCUAGUAUGAUGCUAUGCAUCGGGUAUCUUUUUCUGAAUUUGAUCUCGUCAUAUCAGGACCA
Messenger RNA from Parastagonospora nodorum SN15, 817 nucleotides. RefSeq lists its product as hypothetical. The record is from RefSeq and is a predicted model, not a curated record. NCBI's taxonomy places the organism in Eukaryota, Fungi, Ascomycota, Dothideomycetes, Pleosporales, Phaeosphaeriaceae. Bases 1 to 159 code for a protein of 52 amino acids. The transcript is spliced from 2 exons.